GCUCUCCACAUCCCAUUUCGUCUCUGCCACACCAGAGUGCGGCUCUGGUCUGCUGUUAUGCACUCAAACAAUGCAGUUAAGAAAAAACACAGCUGUGGUGGUGUUUCUUGUACUACAGUGGAAUGCACUUGUCCGCACCGAUGGGAAAGCGCAUCAACUGUCCUGCGUCCCCAGUGAAACUACUGUUAUAUGCAACCUGGCUGAAGCUGACCGGCAAGGUUCUCGGAAAAUGCAGCUGGAAGUCGUAGCUGAGCAGAAAGUGGAAAUUCGUUCUUUGGGAAACAGUUCAGGAGGUUCCCCACCAUGUUUCUGGGCACAAAGAGAAACAGCCAAUAUGCUACCAGUCCAGCGCUUUACAAGAGACAUGGGUGGAGAUUACACUGUAGUCUGUGGCACUGGCAACUCAAACUAUUCUGUAAACAUCUCAGUCCAUGUAACUGCUCUAAAAAAGCCACCAUCUAUUCCACAGCUAACAGUGACUGAAGGAGAAGACCAUACUGUUAGUUUCAGAUGUGUUUCUGAGGGAAACCCUAUACCAAAAAUUACAUGGUAUGCAAACAAACAAACCAGCAGACGAGAUCUAAAAGAAGAGACAAAUCUGGAAAAGGAGAUGGCUGUGAGCACGCUUGAUGGUUUUACCUACCAGACCUCAAACACAAACUGCUGUGCCACAAACUCAGAGGGAAAAGAAUGCGCCCUGAUUUAUCAUUACGAGCUUGGAAAGCCCAGGCAGGAGACUGAAGCUCCACAGAUUUUACUGAAUCCUGGACAGUCGCUCGCACUCCGAUGUAGAGCUAAUAAUAAGAAACCACCUAUGAAGUGGUUCUUCAACAACACAGAGCUCAGUGGAGUAAGAAUGUACUAUUAUGAUUCAGUGUUGGAGUAUUUCUCCAUUGAAUCAGUUAGUGGGAAUAACAGUGGAGAGUAUGUUUGCAAAAGUAAGGACGGGCAAUCAAAGGCUACACAGGUGCAGGUGCAUGAGGAGGACUUCAUUGAGAUACUGGAGCUGAAUGAGAAUGUCAGAAUUUGGGAGAAAGAGAAAGCGACCUUCUGCCUCCAAGUCCAGGUGCUCGCUUACCCAAAACCACAGUGUGCCUGGAUUCAACCAAAUGGAACCAAAGUGCAGUCUGACAAAACUCAUGACCUCUGGAAUAAUCACACUUUUAAACUGUGCAAUCCAGAGCCAGGCCUGUAUCAGAUACAACUGAGAGCUGGUAGGAAGUUAGUCACAAAGAAUCUGUCUCUCUGUGUGACAGAUACUCCUAAGUUUACUUUACUCCAAGACCUAGACAAAGUCACCUGCAUGACCAACAGCUCACUUCCUCGGGCCCUAUUCUGGAGGAUGUGUCCAUCAGAUGCUAACUGUACAGACUCUGCAAUGUGGAAAGAGACAAGUGUGAAUCAACAGGAGUUCCCAGAUUCAGGCCGGUUCUGCCAGAAGAAGAUUGUCUUCUCUGAAGCUUGCACUGAAGUAAACAACCACAUUGUCCAGUGCUGCCUCACUAACAUGGACGGCUCAUACUGCAGUGAGCAUAUUAAAGUGAAAAACCCCUCCUCGGACCCCUCGGACUCCAUGAUACUGAUAGUGAUGUGUGGCAUGCUUGUCUUUGCCCUCCUGCUGGUCAGCCUCACCCUGGUCCAUUUCAUCCGCAAGAAAAAGACUGGAUAUGAAACCCAGCUCCAGAUGAUUCAGAUGGUGGGGCCGUCUGAUAAUGAUUACAUCUACAUUGACUUCAGAGAUUUCAAGUAUGACCAGAAAUGGGAGUUUCCUCGUGAGAACCUGGAAUUGGGGAAAGUGCUGGGAUCUGGAGCUUUUGGGAUGGUAGUGCAGGCUACAGCUUAUGGAAUCAGCAAGCCAGGAGUGUCUAUGCAGGUUGCAGUGAAAAUGCUAAAAGACAAGCACCAGACAGUGGAGCAGGAAGCCUUGAUGUCUGAAUUGAAGAUGCUGACUCAUCUUGGACACCAUGCCAACAUUGUGAACCUGCUGGGGGCUUGCACUGGUGCAGGUCCCAUUUACUUGAUCUUUCAAUACUGCUGUCAUGGAGACCUCCUGAACUACCUGAAGAACAAGAGAGAGAGCUUCUACAAGUCCUUAGCCGAUGCCUUCAACAAGGACAGAUUCAGCGGCCUCUACCAGAACUACCAGAGGAAGAGAAACUCCAGUGAGUUUACUCAGUCCGAUGACAUUUCGUACAUGCACAUGUCCCCAGUGACAAAGGAACGAGAGGCACUUCUUUCCACCUCUACGGAUGUUACUGACGAAAUAUUUGAAAGUGAGGAUGAAGACCUGCAGACUCUCACCUACGAUGACCUCCUAAGUUUCUCCUACCAAGUCGCUAGAGGCAUGGAAUUCCUUUCCUCCAAAAAUUGCAUUCAUCGAGACCUGGCAGCCAGAAAUAUUUUAGUGACCCAGGGCAGGCUGGUGAAGAUCGGCGACUUCGGACUUUCACGAGACAUUGAAAAUGAUUCCAACUAUGUGGUGAGAGGAAAUGCACGUUUACCAGUGAAAUGGAUGGCACCUGAGAGUAUUUUCAAAGGGAUGUACACCAUGCAGAGUGACGUGUGGGCCUAUGGCAUCCUGCUAUGGGAGAUAUUCUCUCUGGGUGUGACUCCAUAUCCUGGUAUAAAAGUGGAUAACAACUUCUAUGUGAUGAUUGAGAGAGGAUUCCAGAUGGAGAGGCCAUAUUAUGCCUCUGAGUCUGUGUACAACGUGAUGUGCCGCUGUUGGGCCCUGGAGCCUAGAGAUCGUCCCUGUUUCUCCAAGCUGGUGGCCUUCAUGGAAUACCAGCUGACUGACGUUGAAGAACAGCUCUACUACAAUGUUGGAGAACAGAAGAACAAUGAUUCCACAUACAAGAACGCGCCGGUGAUUUUGCAACUUGUAGAAACGGUAGAAGAAGAAGUCGUGUGUCAGUCAGCACUGACAGAUUCAUCCUGCAAUACUGAAACAGCUGAAGAGGAUCCAGUCACAAAAGCUGAAACAGUGGAAACAGAGACUUGCAUUUAAAAAGCAGGUGUUCAGGAUAAGGUCAAAAAAAUAUUGCAAAACUUCAGUACAUGCAUUCAUUUCUUAUUCAUAUUUACAAUACAAGUAUUACAAUGCAAUAAGUUCUUAAAUCUUUUCUGCUAAAUGACCUUACUGGACAGCCAAAACGCAACACAUUUAUUUAGAACAUGUUUCUAGCCUAGUCUUUAUAUAUUUCACAUACAUGUACAUUUAGUGUUACAGCAUGGUCUUUAAGUAAGCAGGUGGCACUUUGGGUUGUUCACAACAAAAGAAGAUUUUUUCAUCUGAGACUAGGUUUAAUUUGUGCCUAGAAAGCCACCUAUUCUAGCAUUAAUCAUUGCAAAUGACAGACAGUUUUUGGCACCUCAACAAUGGUUCUUUUUACAAAACAAUAAUGCUACAAAACUGCCAGCACUGAAAUGUAUAAUGUGUUUUAUUACAGAAUUUCUUUGAGAGUUCUUUGAGAGAUGAGAGUGUCUGGGGCUGUUAAGUGAACGUCAUUGGUCAUUAUAAUAUUAAACAAGUACAGCAGAGGGCAACACUGUGUAGGGUGACACUGGAGCGUAGACUAGAACUGAGAAAGGUUUUGCAUUACUAUUUUAAUAUCACUUAAUCUGAAGCAAAUUUCAUUUUAUAUUAGUGUCAUCUGUAUAUUUAUUCAUCAGAGUACUUUCAUACAUUUAAUACUCACUCAAAUACAUUUUCACAUGUUAUUGGUUGAUCUAUCUAUCUUUUUGUCAUUUUUCAAAGCAUCUUCAAUUUUGAACAUU
Messenger RNA from Colossoma macropomum (tambaqui), 3777 nucleotides. Its product is annotated as receptor-type tyrosine-protein kinase FLT3-like. NCBI's taxonomy places the organism in Eukaryota, Metazoa, Chordata, Actinopteri, Characiformes, Serrasalmidae. The coding region runs from base 71 to 3007 and encodes 978 amino acids. The record is from RefSeq and is a predicted model, not a curated record. Gene Ontology annotation, cellular component: signaling receptor complex. The transcript is spliced from 24 exons. Gene Ontology annotation, biological process: positive regulation of kinase activity; protein phosphorylation; B cell differentiation. Gene Ontology annotation, molecular function: ATP binding; transmembrane receptor protein tyrosine kinase activity.